Baudoinia panamericana UAMH 10762 is the source of this 3596-nucleotide messenger RNA. RefSeq lists its product as uncharacterized. Gene Ontology annotation, molecular function: zinc ion binding; SNARE binding. Gene Ontology annotation, biological process: endoplasmic reticulum to Golgi vesicle-mediated transport; intracellular protein transport; COPII-coated vesicle cargo loading. The coding region runs from base 147 to 3284 and encodes 1045 amino acids. The record is from RefSeq and is a predicted model, not a curated record. Lineage: Eukaryota; Fungi; Ascomycota; Dothideomycetes; Mycosphaerellales; Teratosphaeriaceae. The transcript has 3 exons. Gene Ontology annotation, cellular component: endoplasmic reticulum exit site; COPII vesicle coat.
AGACACCAAAGCCAUACGUUAGACUUGAAAGAGUGACUUCUUCAUAUGUGACGGUCUGAUCGACUUGCCGCUUGCACAGCAUGUUAGGAACACGUCGCUCGAAACUCUUGUCAGAUCAGCGCCGCUAAAUUUAUGCUUCUGGACACAUGUCAUUCCACGUUAGUAGUCCAGGUGCCUCACCUUUUGGUACACCCACCCAUGAUCGACCCAAACCGAAGCGACAGCAGUCGCAGUUUCGCCCACCAGUGGCACCAUCUCCGGGCGGAUACCAACAAAGCAGCGGAUACGCAAAUGCUGGCCCAAGGAGUGCAGCAUAUGGCGCGCCUGUAGCGGACAGUUACUUCCCAGCACAGUCUGCACCGACUUCACAACCAACAAGCCAGCCAGCAAUGCAACAAUAUGGACAGUACGGAACAGAUGCGCACGUCCUGCAGCAAGAUGCAGGUGGCAUCGCACAGCAAAUGGGUCAGAUGAGUUUAGAUGGUAGUGCACCUGGGCCAGGUAGGAGGAAGAAGGACCGACACGCAUACCAUCAGAUCGAGCAGCCUGUAGCACCCACUCAACAAUACAACGGCGCGCCGAGCGGACAGUCAUGGAACGGAAACGCAACCCAACCGCAGCUGGGGGCGAGCGCCGAGCAAGCGCAGUGGCAGCCAACGUCGCAGCCGUGGCAAUCACAGCAGCUGCCCCAAGCAACAACCCAAAUGGCGCCCUUACCGGGCAUGCCCAUUCAGAUGGGCGGUCACCCUGGCCAACAGCAGCCUGGUAUGCCGGCUGGCGCACAAGCCAAGGUCAAUGCAGACCAAAUUCCCAGCGUGCCGUUGAGCAGAGAUCUGCCGGCAGAGUACUACAAAAAUCACAUCUACCCGACAAUGGAGCAACAUGUCCCACCGCCUGUUACAACACCCUUCGUCUCAUACGAUCAAGGCAACGCUUCGCCGAAGUAUGCCCGUCUGACGUUGAACCGAAUUCCGAACGCACACGAUCAGCUGAUGGCCACUGGUCUUCCACUCGGCCUUGUCUUGCAACCUCUUGCGAAGCAGAUCGAUGGCGAGCAGGCAGUUCCGGUCCUUGAUUUUGGUGAUGCUGGCCCGCCGCGAUGUCGGAGAUGCAGAGCAUACAUCAACCCAUUCAUGGUGUUCUCCAACGGUGGCAACAGAAUGACUUGCAAUCUCUGCGGUCACCCGAACGAGGUACCGCCCGAAUAUUUCUCGCCUACCGAUCCUUCUGGAAUUCGAGUUGACAGGCAAGACCGACCGGAGCUGCUGCUCGGCACCUGCGAGUUCCUGGUGCCGAAAGAGUAUUGGUCCAAAGAGCCGAUGCCCAUGCGUUUUUUGUUCUUGAUUGAUGUCAGCGCUGAAGCUUACACUCGUGGCUUCUUGCAGGGUAUCUGCGAUGGCAUCAUAGCCGCACUGUACGGCGACGAUGAGGAGCCAGCCACCAACGGUGAGCAUGCAGAAGGCGAGACCGCGCCUAUGCGAAGCAAGGUGCCUGCAGGCGCCAAGGUAGGCAUCAUGACCUUCGACCGCGAGAUACACUUUUACGAUGUCUCUGGAUCGAUAUCCGCACCUCAGCAACUGGUCGUCUCUGACCUUGAGGAUCCCUUCACAGCUAUAUCCGCAGAGAGCCUGUUCGUUGAUGCCACUGAGUGCCGGAAGAAUGUCACAACGCUGCUCAGACAGAUCCCAAACAUGUUCGCUAACAUUCGACACCCUGAGCCGGCGCUCUUGCCGUCUUUGCAGGCCGCUCUAUCAGCCUUAGAGACUAGCGGAGGCAAGAUCAUCUGUUCCCUUGGCGGUCUUGCCACCUAUGGCCCGGGGCGCCUGAACCAUCGUGACAAAGGUGAGAGGCAAACCGAUGACAGCGACUCCAGCAAGGAGUUUCUCAAGACAGAACAUACCGGUUUUAAGAAGUGCCAAGCCGACCUUGUCAAGGCUGGAGUGGGUGUAGACUUCUUCUUAUCAGCGCCGAUGGGUGGGUACCUCGACAUCGCUACCAUCGGCUUCCUAGCGGAGAAGACGGCAGGCGAGACGUUCUAUUACCCGAACUGGUCUUAUCCCCGGGACUGUUUGAGGGUCGCGAAGGAGAUCAGCCACACCUUACAGCGAAACCAGGGGUAUGCGGCGCUGAUGAAGGUCCGGUGUAGUCAAGGCUUGCAAGUGGCACACUAUAGCGGCAACUUCACACAGCACACCUUUGGCGCGGACCUGGAGCUGGCGAGCGUGACGGAAGACACGGGUAUGGGUGUGACGUUUGCAUACGACGGCAAGCUCGACACUCGACUCGAUGCACACUUCCAAGCCGCUCUCCUCUACACCACGACUUCCGGCCAACGCCGCGUACGCUGUAUCAACGUUGUAGCUACUGUGACCGAGCAAGCACGAGACUCAAUGCGCUUCAUCGACCAAGAUGCUGUCCUUGCCAUCAUUGCCAAGGAAGCUUGCUCCCGCGUCCCAGAGCGCAAUCUCAAAGACAUCCGGCAGAAUAUACAGGACAAGACGAUCGAGAUCUUGGCGGGCUACCGCAGGCAGCUUUCCAACAGUCAGUCUUCGGGCCAGCUCGUACUUCCUGAAAACCUCAAGGAGUCUGUCAUGUAUAUCCUGGGCUUGAUGAAGAGUCGAGCGCUGAAGGCGGGCAAGGAACCGAGCGACCGACGUAUUGCAGAAAUCAGGAUGGUGAAGGGGAUGGGGAUGGCUGAAUUGAGCCUCUAUCUCUACCCUCGCAUCAUCGCGCUGCACACGCUGGAGCUCGAAGACGGCUUUGCGGACGAGCAUGGGCACUUGAAGAUGCCGCGUGCGGUUCGCGCCUCAUUCACCCACAUGGAAGAAGGCGGCGCUUAUCUUGUCGAUAACGGCCAGAUCCUCCUUCUCUGGCUGCAUGCUCAAGUUAGUCCGAAUCUGUUGGAGGACCUGUUCGGUGAAGGCGCCAAUACGCUUCAAUCUCUUGACCCGAAUCUCAGUGCCCUGCCAGUGCUGGAAACCCAUCUUAAUGCGCAGGCACGGAACAUCUUGUUGCAUCUGGAGGAGCAGCGAGGCAGUAAAGGUCUGGCUAUACAGCUAGCGAGGCAGGGCCUUGACGGGUCGGAAUUCGAGUUUGCGCGGCUGUUGUACGAGGACCGGAAUGGCGAGGCUAGCAACUACGUCGAUUGGCUUGUCACGCUGCAUAAAGGCGUUGGAACUGAGCUAAGCGGUCAACGCGCCAAAUUGUCGACCACCGAAGACGUAGGGCACGCGAUUAGCAGUACCUUCUCGAGCAUAACUGGAAGCGUACCGUACUGGGGUUGAAUGAUUGGACAGAUGGAUCACCGAUAUCCCUUGGUCCUCACAUAUGCUCGAUCACGCUAAAGGACGUGCAAUAGCAUUACGACGAAGACUACGGGAGAGAGCAAUCAAUCGUCUGCGGACAUUGUUCAGUUGGCGCAGUUCUUGGCCGCCGAGAUCACCGGUCUCUGUUCCGAGUAUGAGCACGGGAUGCGGCGUGUCAGCGUCUACAACCUGGAUAAGGCCACAGAGCUCACAUCGGGUUUACGAUAGCGUUCACCGAUGGUUCAUUCCGGGGGCGUGUACCUCGUGCAUAUGGCAUGGCCGUCGAGGCAG